AUGUCUUCUCUUCCGCAGCUGGCCCCGCCGGGUUCGAGUACCUACUCGUCAAAUACUUUGCACGUCGGGGACGGAACAUGGGAUUCACAGCGGAAUACCUUCCUUUUGCCGAAUUUGAUGGGCUUGAAUUUUGAGACUAUGCGAUAUAAUGGCAUGGGAAACAGGUUUCGGGAAAUGGCUGGCUACCAUUCCUUAAUUCGAGCUCACGGUGUUAUCGCUGCCAUUACGUUUCUAUGCCUCAUUCCGACCGCCAUAUUAAUGGCCCGUUUCUAUUCUCCAUCCCCAUUUUGGGCGUUGAGAUACCACAUAUGGCUCCACAUUCUCUCACUGUUUUUGUCGACGGUUGUUUUCGUUUUAGGAUGGUUUGCUGUCGGGCCUGAAAGGAGUUUAACAAAUCCCCAUCAUGGAAUCGGGUUGGCCAUAUACGUUUUGAUCAUUUUUCAGACACUUUGGGGCUGGUUUGUACAUAAGCGAACAAAGGGAAAGCGGUUGUUCCAUAUGCCCUUGAAGAUUAUGCUCCACAAAUGGCUGGGUCGAGUCAUUGCAUUACUUGGAAUUGCCCAGAUACCCCUUGGGCUUACUCUUUAUGGAUCGCCAUUAGCUCUAUUCGUCCUCUACACCCUCGCAGUCUUUACCCUGAUCGUCAUUUAUUUCAUCCUAACAUACCUCCAUGAGCGUCGGAUGGGCGUAGACUAUGACAGUCGUGGAAGCUAUAUGUCAGGUCCCGAAGUCGUAGAAGAUGGCCACGGUCACAGCAACUUCGGCCGUCUCGCAACCGCUGGAGCUGCAGGGGCAGGACUCGCCAUGCUUGGAAGGCGCAUGAGAAAUCGAUCGAGAAGCAGAACGUCCGUAGACGAAUCAGAUACAACACCUCGACCGCACCGUGAUGACGAAAAAAGUGAUCACCACCAUGGCGGGGGUGGGUGGGGAAAACGCCUCUUCCAAAUAGGUGCCCUUGCUGGUGCUGCGGGUCUGGCGAAAAAGUAUUUUGAUAAACGCCGUGAACGGGAGAGUGAUACUGAGUCGGGAAGAUACGAACCAGCACAUGGAAAUGGACAAGGUAAUACGCAACAUGACAGCCUCUAUGAUGAUUCCUCGGUUCAGACCGCGGAAGCAAGACCGCGGCCUAGCCAUCCACGGCCAUACGAUGGGCCUCCCAGCCGCCCACCAAGUAUAGGGUACACCGACAGCGGAUAUCUAGAGGAGAGCGAGCGAGGCCAUGGGGUCCGUAACGCACUUUUUGGCGCGGGUGCAUUCGCUGCACUGAGAAAUAUUUUCAAAAGUCGUGAGAGAAGAGAGCAGGAUCGAGUCGAAGAGCUUCGGCGGCAGGAUAUUGAAAACGAGCGAAGAGCGAGGCAAAGUACGAAUCAUCGGAGAUACACAGGUGAUGGCCAACCUCCGCCGUCGCGUAGAACUGCUGGGCGGAGAAACUCAUUCAGCACUGAGAUGUCAGAGAGUACAGAUCCUCACGUCGCCCCUCCUCCAGGUGAUAUUCCCCCAAUUCCACCCAUUCAUCAUCACCACCAUCGUCAUCGCACUGCCUCCGGAUCAGACACUGUAACAUCAAUUGGUGGUGCUGGCGGUGAUGGGAAGCAGCCUCAAAGAUCAUCAGCAGCAUCAGCAGCGACAGCGACAGCAAACUCAGGCCGCCGCCGGAGAGGUCGCGACCAAUCCGUCGAAUCUGAGCCCGUCUCCAUCAACGUGAAAUUCCACAAUGACAAGGGCCGCCGUGUAACUCUCCGCCGCCUGACACCAGAAGAGGCAGCUGCGUCACGGAGAGCGAAGAAAAGGGAUCCUCACCGGUCCAGUCACCGGAGGCAUGGGAGCGUCAGCUCGCUCUCAGGCCAUGAGGGAACGGACGAUCAUUGGCGCCGUGUCGAAGAGCGGGAACGCAUGCAGCAAGAGCAGAUGGAUGUUGCUGCGGCGUCUAGUGGCGGCGGCGGUCUCGGAGGAGGCGGUGCUUCCACCGCCGCGCCAGCUUCGACUCUAGGACCACCAACACCGACGCCAAUACGCAACUACUCCGGUGCUCCACCACCUGGCGGCAGUAUCUACUCCAGCCCAUUGCCACCUCCCCCACAUAUACCUGGUGCUACUGCUCCGUCAAGUUACCUCAACUCACCUCCACCUGGCAGUACUGAUUUGAGCAGUCACGCCAGUAAGAGAGAGCGGAGGAGGGCAGAGAGGAGGACAAUGUCAAGGCAAGGGAGGCAUAAUGUGGAGUUUACUUGA
Messenger RNA from Histoplasma capsulatum G186AR, 2232 nucleotides. RefSeq lists its product as uncharacterized. The record is from RefSeq and is a predicted model, not a curated record. The transcript has 3 exons. Gene Ontology annotation, molecular function: transmembrane monodehydroascorbate reductase activity. Lineage: Eukaryota; Fungi; Ascomycota; Eurotiomycetes; Onygenales; Ajellomycetaceae. Bases 1 to 2232 code for a protein of 743 amino acids.